Jatropha curcas is the source of this 1324-nucleotide messenger RNA. RefSeq names its product Polyketide cyclase / dehydrase and lipid transport protein. NCBI's taxonomy places the organism in Eukaryota, Viridiplantae, Streptophyta, Magnoliopsida, Malpighiales, Euphorbiaceae. The record is from RefSeq and is a predicted model, not a curated record.
UUCCUUUCCGCAGAGAUUGGAGAGGAAAAGAAAUGUGGCUGUGGGUUUCUUUUGAUAUCUGCAGAGGGCGAAAUAAUGCGCGCCUUCGCUGCCUCAGGAUAUUAUUAUACCUCUUAUCCUUGCAUAUUGCUUCAAGCUCCUACUGUCAACACAACCAAUCCUUUACUUUCACCUUAUAAAUUUAUAGGAAUUGGCUCACAAUCUUCUUCUUCAUCUGUAACAUCUCUAAAGCACCUCCUUUCCCAAGCCAGGCCCAUCCCUCACUGUUCCAAUACAAAUUCCUCUUUAAGAGAUGAUGAUGAUUAUUAUGAUGAUGAUGAUGAUGAUGAUGAAGAUGGUUAUUCGUUUGUAGGUGAAGAAGAUGGGAUAUUUAUUGAGAUAAAGAAGCUUGGAAGGAAUUCCAGGAGAAUUCGGUCCAAGAUUUCUAUAAAUGCCAAUUUGGAUACAAUUUGGAACAUAUUGACGGAUUAUGAAAAAUUGGCUGAUUUCAUUCCUGGACUUGCUGUUAGCAAAUUAAUUGACAAGAAAGACAACUUCGCUCGACUUUAUCAGAUUGGGCAGCAAAAGUUGCCGUUUGGGUUGAAAUUUAAUGCCAAAGCAAUCUUGGAUUGCUUUGAGAAAGACAUUGAGAAUCUUGCUUAUGGGAAAAAGCGUGAUAUUGACUUUAAGAUGACUGAAGGUGACUUCCAAUUUUUUGAAGGAAAGUGGUCUAUUGAACAGCAGUAUGAGUAAGAAUAUUUACUCUGCAGCUAUUCGACUCGUGAAUGGAUGGGUUUACGGUUCAUAUUAGGCCACUAUGAGAUUGAUUACUAAUAUAAGCUAUUGUCAUUGAGUUGUAUCUUUGAUGGGGCUUGCCAUGAUAUCUUCUGGUCUUCAAGCAGAAUUCGCUGUUUGUAAAUACAAUUGCUGAUUGCCACAAACAUGAUGAGUAAUGCAGGUCAAUAAACCUAGAUCUGCAGACAAUGAUUUCUCAGUCGGUCAAGAAUUUGAGACAACUCUUUCAUAUUUCGUUGAAGUAAAGCCUAAACUAUGGCUGCCUGUUCACCUAGUUGAAGGUAGAAUUUGUAAGGAGAUACAGACGAAUCUUUCAUGCAUUCGAGAGGAAGCACAAAAGCAGAUUCUAAACACUUUGCCUCCACAAUAGUGUCAUUGACUUGACCAAAUAAUUGACGCAGACUAUAAUUGCUUCAGGUUCAUUUCGUCUGACAUUCUUGUCUUGUAAAUUAUUAUGGAAUGCAAUUUUCUUGUCAUUUCUAUUGAUACUGGGUUUAAAUUCUUGUUGCUGAAUCUUCAUGUUUAUGAUAUAUAGUCGCUUUAGAAGGAA